AGAAAAAAAAAUGUUGUGUUUCCCCUUUCCCGACCGACCCUAAUUUUAGGCCACCGACCCUAAUUGUUUUUGUUUGAAAUACUGAAAAUCCGGAAAUUUUCGUAAAUUUAGCCCGUUUUCCGUUUUAUUAUUAUACACACCCAAGUCUUAUAAACGCUUGUAUAUGACGGGCACUGGUUUUAAAGCGUAUUGAUGACCUCGAUGUUCAAAAAACAUGGCGGCUUUUUGCACGCCGUCGUCUGUUUUGGCACUGACGAUAAAAAAAUGUAAACACAUGGACGAAAAGCGAAUUAUGACAUCACUGCCGCAUACAACGCUAUGUGGAGAUAUAUUUUAUAGAUAUCACGAAAAAAUUGUAAAAGGUGAUUGUGUUAUAUUGGGGAGGGAGGUUGGACAGUCGACUACCUUUGAGGUUGGACCAGGGCUGUCUGUUGGCGACGUUAUGAAUUUCAAUGUGAAGAGCUUGGAAUAUCACUGUCGAUGCGAUGAUGAGGUAGAGGAACUUAAACAGAAGAUCGAGGACUCAUCCAAACAAGCAACACAAAAAACAAUCAAUGCCUUUGAGCUCUUGAUGGCAGGGGGUCGAGAUUUCGUUAAAAAGAAGGAACGAAGGUAUGUAAUGUUAAAACAACAGUACUUAGUGUGCAUUUACUAUGUCAUGUUCCUGCUAGCAUAAGGGGAACAGCCCAAACAUAUGUAUACUAUCCUGACAGUCAGAAAUAAUUCAAAUAUGUUGAUAUAAUAUGAUACUGAACUAUACCAUCCUCAGAACAUUCAUUCUGGAAUUUUUGUAUUUUGCAUAGUUCUGGAGUGAAAGAAGGUCUGAACCAGAAAGAUGAAUUAUUUAAUGGACUGGUAGAUGAAUUCAAAACGAGUAAAGUCGAUUUCCCCAAAGCACAUGUCAACACUGAUGGACCUUAUAUUGUACAGGAUUAAAGGACACAUUGAGGUACUCUGCAAUGCAUUAUGGUAUAUCACCAACCACCAUGACAGGAUCAACAGUGAAAGCAGACGCAAAGGUGUUGUUAGUGUACCAAAGGUCUUUGAUAAAUAUCAGAAUUUCAAUGACACAAGAAAAAAGAAAAUAAAACAAGAAAAUCUAUCAGCUGAUCAAUUAGAAAGCCAUAGUCAAGCCCUGUAUAGCUUGCUGCUGAAACCUGUAACACAGAGCACCCCAGCAUGGAAGGAAGUUCAUGACAACAUUAAAGGUCUUGCUGAUUGCCUCUCUUCAUACAAAACAUAUCUUGUCAACAAAGCAAAAGAAAUGAACUUUAAUCACGAACUUGAACACCCUGUAAGAACAGUGGGGGAAAACACAACAGUGGAGCAUAGACAGCCAGGAAGAGAAAUUAAUGAGAAAUAUCUAAACCUUGAUGCAGAAUUAAAGACAAAGGAAGAGGGUUCAUUUGUUUUUUUUGAUGAAAGUAAACAUGUUAAAGUCCCAUUUGAAAGUGCCUUGCAACGUUUACGGUUUCUCGAGGACUUACAGUUAUCUGUCCCUGUUGAUGUCUACAAGUUUUCACCUGGGGGAAGUGCAACAUCAACAGUGUGUAUUGUAAAGUCAAAGCUACAAAGAAGUGAGAAAGAGAUCUUGGUAGAUGGGGCAAAAUUUGUUAUGACAAAUAAAGACAGUUUUUGUGAGUUUCACACCAGGUCAAUGAAACGCGCUUUCAAGAAGAAGAUAAACAACAUUGCUCAUGUUUCUCCAAUGAUUUUGAACUUCAUCUAUAAGGAAUUAACUAUGGAUGCAACAACAGCUGAACAUCCUGACACACAAGAAAGGCUACGUCUGAUUUCUUUGGGCGAGACUGACCUCAUUGCUGAUCUACGACAUUGCAAUCCAGGCAGACCAUCGGAAAAGUUUGAUACCUUUUUUCAGCACCUAGCCGAUUUAGUUGAAGAAUCCACAGCAGCAGAUGAACGCAGACAAGGAACCUCUCACCUCUCAGAAUGGAUAUCCCUUAGUGAUAUGAUUGAAAAAGCUCGUCAAAGAUGUCCAGAAAUGACACUGAUUCCAUCAAAAAGUCUAGUCAGACUGCAAUUUGCUCCCAGAAACCCCUACGCUAAAUCAGCCUGGAACUUUACAUCAAAGAUUGAUGUGCAGUACAAAAUACAGAGGCGUCAGCUAAGGAUGAAUCACCCCGAUCAACAUUACUGCAAUGCUCUUUUUAAAUACAUGAAGGAAAUGGCAAUUGAAUUACAGAAAGAGGGAGUCUCUGUUGCCUUAUUUAGCUGUGAUGACAAGGCAAAGGUGCCGAUUGGGGAACAAGGUUUUUCUGUCAGCACUGGAGUGAGAGGAAAGCAAACCAUAGCACCGACUUCAACAACCCUAGUUGCGGCUGAUCAUGAUAUGACAAAGUCAUCAUUAACACCUUCAGUUAUACUAGAGUGUGACAUUCCUGAUACAGUUGAAAAGUCAUUUGUCAGAGGACAGGUCUCGGUUACCGUAAAUGAUUCCGUCUUUCAAACCUCAAAUCCAUUCCGACAUGCUGCAUCACUUUCAAAGCGUCUCGCUGGAAGGAGUCUUCAAGUUCUACUUAAGUACACUGAUGGUGGUGUAGACCACAGGAACACGCUUGAAAGUGUCAAAUGUGCCAGUAUCUGUUUGUUCAAGGAGCACAACCUUGAUCUUCUUGUAGCUGGAAGAUGUGCUCCGGGACAUAGCUGGAGAAAUCCUGCAGAAAGGGUUAUGUCCAUACUCAAUUUAGGUUUGCAGAACUGUGCCUUAGAAAGAGUAUCAUUAGAUGUUGACAGCGAAAGGAUGUUGGGUAAAUGUGGUAGCAUGAAAGAAAUACGAGAGAUGGCUUCAAAGAAACCGGAACUACGGAAUUUGUACACACAAUCAGUUGAGCCAGUUCAAGCACUAAUCAGCAACAGAUUUCGACGGUUAAAAUUGAAAGAAAACCCCAUUGUAGCAUCAGAUCCAGUUACAGAUGAAGCGAUUGAUGUAUUAAAGCGACACCUGCGAGAGCUUUUUCCUCAGAUGGAUCUUGAUAAGCUUCAGAAAGUACACACCAAGAAAGUUCCUGCAUAUGUUGCAUGGAAGGAAGUACAUUGCCAGGAAAGACAGUAUAGUUUCCAGAUUAGAAAAUGUGACAACCCAGCUUGCUGCUUACAGGAAAUCCCCAAUUCCACUCGUCCAAAAUGGCUUCAAGACCCUGUUCUGAGAGAUGCUGAUCACUACAUGACUUACAAUGAGAUGAAAGGUCUUGAAACUGCAGACUUGAUGCCAACGAACACAGUUGAUAUGAAGAAGUCUACUGUGACCCCAACUACGAAAUGUGGAUCAGUUCCCAAAAAAAGGCAGCCUAAAACAUCUUUCAUUUCUGAAAAUGAAUUGGAGGGAGACUUCUCAUUUUCAGCACAGACCGCAAGAUCCUCUGUAACUUGUGUCGAGUGCCGCAAGCCACGUGUUGUGUACAGUAAAUUAAAGUUCUCUGGCCGACAGGAACUGCAACUUGCGGAACUAAUGAGCGAAUACAUAUAUACAUGUGGAUCACCUCUGACACCCCCUGGCCACGGUCUUCAUGGCAAAGCAUUGGUUAGAAUGACCCUCACCUGCGCUAAUCCCAUCGAAGUACCAUUUUACAGUGCAUCUCUUGGACGACUCGAUUUGUGCUACUAUUGUGGUGGUUGUGAUGGGGAGGUUGAUCAGGAAUUAAAGAAACAAUAUAAAACUGUUCUGCCCGUGUGUCUAGAAUGUCUCGAACAUGAACAGCCUCCAUGUUAUCGUCCAUACGGAAAAAAAUCGAAGAGUGGAAACUCUCAAUAAACUGCGUUUAUAAUGA
This is a messenger RNA of Pecten maximus, 3788 nucleotides long. RefSeq lists its product as uncharacterized. The coding region runs from base 860 to 3772 and encodes 970 amino acids. The record is from RefSeq and is a predicted model, not a curated record. The transcript has 3 exons. NCBI's taxonomy places the organism in Eukaryota, Metazoa, Mollusca, Bivalvia, Pectinida, Pectinidae.